This is a messenger RNA of Eruca vesicaria subsp. sativa (arugula), 243 nucleotides long. The record is from the annotation of a GenBank genome assembly. Lineage: Eukaryota; Viridiplantae; Streptophyta; Magnoliopsida; Brassicales; Brassicaceae.
AUGUCAAAAUCACCGAUGGAGAAGGUUAAGAAAAUUUUGCUACAAGAUCCAAAACUGAAAAAAGGUUUUAAGUUUGAUCAUGUGUGGGUAAGGAUGAAGGAUGUUCCAAAGUUUACAAGUAAUGUCAAUAUAUCUAUCCCAGAUACUCUUAACACUGAGAGCAAUACUUUCGGCUCUCUGACAUCACAAUCUCCGAAAAUGCCUUUAUUUUCAAUCAAUUUAAGUAGUGAUGAAGACGGAUGA